GGGACCCGCGCCGCGCGGCUGGGGAGGAAGGGCCACAGGACCGGGGUCCACGCCGUCAGUGGGAAAAGGGCGAAGCGCCGGGUUUUCCAGCUGCGCCCGUCGGACCGCACGAUCCAGUAGCUCCGGUAACUCCAGGCAGCGCGCCUGGGCACGCUGCGAGGAGCAUUCCCGACCGGAGGGGCCCCAGACCGGGAGUAACUCAAGUCAGGGAGCAUUCUACACCCGGGAGCGCCCCAGACCGAGAGCGCCCCAGACCGCGACGCGCCCGGAGCCUGAGCAUCGCCUGACCGCGGACCGUGCCCACCUGCAGCCUCCAACUGGGCUGGGUUCGCAGCCAGGAGCUGCCAGACGACUGACAUUCUUCUUUCGUUUUGUUUGUACUUUUUUUCCUUCUUCUUUUUUUGUUUUUGUUUUCGUAACCCUCUCUGGGUGCCUUAUCUCGUUAAUCACGCCUCUCUUUCGCGUCCCACGGUAGUCAGGAGGUGGGAUCGCUGCUUCUCACCUACUUUCUGAACUUGGCCUCCGCAGUCGCGACCUGGCGUGAAGGAGGAGCUGCCGCCCCCGCCCCAGCCUCGGGGACACCGCUCUGAAGAGAAGCCAUUUGAAGCAGUAUCCAAACCAUGAAUUGUAGAGAAUUAACGUUGUCCCUUUGGGUGCUUAUAUUUGUAAGCACCACAGAGUCUUCUUGUACUUCACGUCCCCACAUUACCGCGGUUGAAGGGGAACCUUUCUAUCUGAAAUAUUGCUCAUCUUCACAUGCACAUGAGAUGGAAGCAAACACCGGAAGAUGGCAAAAAAGCAGUGGAUCGCAGAAACGUGUGGAGCUGAACCCAAGCAGUUCACCAAGAAUUGGUUUGCAAGAUCAUGCUUUGGAGUUUUGGCCUGUUGAGUUGAAUGACACAGGAUCUUACUUUUUCCAAAUGGGAAAUCAUACUCAGGAAUGGAACCUGAAUGUCAUCAGAAGAAAUGAGCACAGCUGUUUCGCUGAGAAACAAGUAACUAGUAAAGCUGUGAGGGUUAAAAAAUUUUUGCAGAUAACCUGUGAAAACAGUUACUAUCAAAAACUGGUCAACAGCACAUCAUUGUAUAAGAACUGUAAAAAGCUACUGGAGAACAAGGAAAACCCAGUGAUAAAGAAGAAUGCUGAGUUUGAAGAUCAGGGAUAUUACUCCUGCGUGCAUUUCCUUCAUCACAAUGGAAAACUAUUUAACAUCACCAAAACCUUCAAUAUAACAGUAUUGGGAGAUAGCAGUUACAUAGUUCCGGUUCUUCUUGGAUCAAAGCUUAAUCAUGUUGCAGUGGAAUUAGGAAAAGAUGUAAGCCUCAACUGCUCUGCUUUGCUGAAUCAAAAGGAUAUACUUUAUUGGAUGUAUGACAAUGGAUUGGAUCUUAAUGUACAUGAAGAGAAAGAAAUAAGAAUUAUGACUUCAGAAGGGAGAUGGCAUGCUUCAAAAGCAUUGAGAAUUGAAAAUAUUGCUGAACACAAUCUAAAUUUUGCAUAUAAUUGCACUGUGACCAGCACAGGAGGCACGGACACCAAAAGCUUCAUCUUGGUGAGAAACGCAGACAUGGCUGAUAUCCCAGGCCACAUCUUUACAAGAGGAAUGAUCAUAGCUGUUUUGACCUUGGUGGCAGUAGUGUGCCUAGUGACGGUGUGUGUCAUUUAUAGAGUUGACUUGGUUCUAUUUUAUAGACAUUUAAUGAGAAGAGAUGAAACAUUAACAGAUGGAAAAACGUAUGAUGCUUUUGUGUCUUACCUAAAAGAAUGCCGACCUGAAAAUGGAGAGGAGCACACCUUUGCUGUGGAGAUUUUGCCCAGAGUGUUGGAGAAACAUUUUGGGUAUAAGUUAUGCAUAUUUGAAAGGGAUGUAGCACCUGGAGGAGCUGUUGUUGAUGAAAUCCACUCACUGAUAGAGAAAAGCCGAAGACUAAUCAUUGUCCUAAGUAAAAGUUACAUGUCUAAUGAGGUCAGGUAUGAACUUGAAAGUGGACUCCAUGAAGCAUUGGUGGAAAGAAAAAUUAAAAUAAUCUUAAUUGAAUUUGCACCUGUUACUGACUUCACAUUCUUGCCCCAAUCACUAAAGCUUUUGAAAUCUCACAGAGUUCUGAAGUGGAAGGCUAAAAAUUCCCUUUCUUAUAACUCAAGGUUCUGGAAGAAUCUUCUUUACUUAAUGCCUGCAAAAACAGUCAAGCCAGGUAGAGACGAAUUGGAAGUCUUGCCUGUUCUUUCAGAGUCUUAAUCUUCAGAAACGCUGAAUGCCAAAAAGCACUCGAGAUAUUCUGGGGACAGAGCAUAUGAACCUGUUUGUUACAAAGGCUGUGACUCUAAAUGUUUAACUGUAAAAAUCCUGCUCACAAUUCGAAGAUGAAACUUGUCAUUAGGUUGGCGGGAAUAAGACUGAAGGUUGAGCUGUGGGCUGUGGCCAUGUGCUCCCAGAAGACCUGGAAUUCAAAAGAAAUGGAGCUCUUCUUUUACUCCCUCUUCCGUAAGUGGGUGCAGCUGCUCAUACUUAAUCCCAUAUUCAGUAAGUGUGAAGCUGGGCAUGAUGCAAAGUAACCUAUGCCUUACAAAGAGGGCGCAUCUCCAAGAGUUUUAAUCCCAGUGAUUAAUUUAAAUGAGGGGAUUUUAAGCGCAUGAAGAGGCAUUUUCUAGGGACCAGUGGGUGACAGGGUAGCUAAAAUGCUGCUUUCUCUCCCUAACACUGUGGAUCUGGUUGUGCAUGGGAUGUGGGAGGAGGGGCUGGCAGGGCCUCAGACUCAGGAUGCAUUUAAUGUAUCCCAGCCGCAGUUGCAGCCAGUGGUUCUUGAAAGUCCCAUAAGGCCCUGCAACGCAGAGCCUGCUUAUGUGGAUCUAUUUUGGGAACUUCUUUAAAGGACCCCAGAAUACCUUUUCAUCUUUCAAAAGAGACACAAAUUCUAAUUUAGAGAAUUAUCUGGGCAUUUCACUUUUGAUGGUUUGAAACAUUUGUUGAUUUUGUGUGAAUGUUUAUAUCAAAAUGUUUGCCAGAUUGUAUUAACCCUUGGUUUUCAAAAGUUACAUAUUUAAAAUGCCCCUAGCAUGAAGGCAGCAUGGUGUGGCAGUUAAGAGAUGGACUGUGGAGUCAGUCCAUCAUGAGCUCCAAUCCUGAGUUUGCUGUUCACUUCUGCGACCUCUGGAACCUUAUCCAAUCUCUCUGUCCCUCAGUUUCCUCAUCUGUAAAUUUUGAAUUUAUGAUAAUUGGACCUGUCUCCCAAGGGUACUAAAUGAAUAAAUGUAAGUACUUACAAUGGUUCCUGGCACAGACUCAGCAGUCUGUCAGUGUUGCCAUGACUAUUUUUAUCAUCGUUAUUAAUGAUUACUUAGAUCAAUUAUUUAGCAGUGGACUAAUGGAAGCUACAGAGCAGGGAAGGGAAGCAGAUCUAGGGAGGACAGCAGUUUUGAUUUGAGGAUGUUUGCACACGUAGAAAAGCAUAUUGGAGAAGCGUAUCCAGAGGGCAAAAGAUAUUUCUCCAUUGAACAUCCGCCUCUUUUAACGUUGAAAGACACGUCUUUCUCCCUAAAGGGAGCCCAGCACUGGGAGCCUUCUUGAUGAUCUCAAAAUUAAUAGCUAUCCAAGGAAAUCACUGAGUGACUGUGAAACCUUCAGUUUGGAAGCCUGGUUAGAACACAUGGGAGCAACAUGAAUGUUCUACAAAAGUUUAAAGCAGAGACUGUUUCAAAUAGAUGUGGUAGAUGUUACUGAAAACCAAAGGAGUGAAAUUGUGUGUGAAAGAAUAUGAUUUAAUGUUUGUAGUGCUUACAGUUUUGUGCACCAACUGGAUGGCUAAAAAGGAUAAAAUAAUUUAAUAGCUCAUAUUUUAUGUGUGAAAACGUAUUAGCAAAAACAUAUGAUUAAAAUAAAUUUUAUUGCUAUAGCAUAGUCUCUAAUACAUAGAAUGAUUUAGCUUUUCUCUUUUAUUAUACUUGCUUUAAAAUAAUUGAAGCGUAUUUUAUAUUAAAUGCAUUUCAAAUUAAAUGCAUUAAAUGUAUACAUUAGAUGUGUGCUUUAAAAUGCAUAAAACACUUUGAAAUACAUUAAUUAACUAUUGUUCUAAUGCCUUUAUUUUUGAAAUGUCUUGACGUCUUUUUCACUUACUUUAAGAUUCCAAUUCCUCAUUCUCAACAUGGACUCCUACCUGUUUUAAUAGAAUAUAGGCACUUCUCUCUCUCUUUCUUUCUUUC
This is a messenger RNA of Saimiri boliviensis boliviensis (Bolivian squirrel monkey), 4201 nucleotides long. It is a transcript of the gene IL18R1, whose product is annotated as interleukin 18 receptor 1. Gene Ontology annotation, biological process: positive regulation of type II interferon production; interleukin-18-mediated signaling pathway. Gene Ontology annotation, molecular function: interleukin-18 receptor activity; interleukin-18 binding. The record is from RefSeq and is a predicted model, not a curated record. NCBI's taxonomy places the organism in Eukaryota, Metazoa, Chordata, Mammalia, Primates, Cebidae.